CAAGGAUAAUUUGGCAAUGUCAGUGAGUGGCCCGCGCGCGAGGAUUAGUUAAAGCGCCAAAGAACCAGCUGCUCAGCUCCUCGUGCCUUCCGCUUCGUGCGUUUGACACGUCAGAGUCAGCUUAUCACCUUAAACGUAUCUCAGUUUAACAUUAAGAUGGCUGUCCAAAACGAUUAUCCAGAGCAGCUUGACCCGAAACCCUGGCGCGACAUGCCGCAAGAGCUUUUGAUCUCCAUCGUGCGCUUCUUGCCAGCCAACGAGAUCGCGCUCACAGGCCGUCUUGUAAAUAAAGCUACUGCUGCGCACUUCCGCGGCCUUCAAUAUUGCACUGUGCGGCUGUCGCAGCCUACUCCUCCUCACGACUUCGCGCAGCGCUGGGGCAGUCCCGGCGUCAUGCGAGGCCUGACGCUGAAGCAACGCCGGCAGCUGCUGUGCCUGACAGCAUCCUCCGGCAGCCUCCCCAACCUUCAGGUGGCAGCAACAUACGCGGGAUGCGCCCUGACAGCUGAUGUCCUUGGGGCAGCAGCAGCUGCUGGGCAGCUGGAGGCGUGUCAGUGGCUGCGGCAGCAGGGAUGCCCCUGGGUACACAUGCGCCGUGAAGCCUUGGCCGCAGCUGCAGGAGCGGGCCAGCAGCCGGCUUGCGAGUGGCUGCUGGCUGCCGGCUGCCUCUGGAGCCAAGAAGCUGUAUACGCUGCGGCACAAGGGGGCCACGUGGGCCUCAUGGAGUGGCUGCUGCUGCAUCAACCGGAGGGAGUUGAUGAAGUGUGCAGUGCGGACCUGCUGAAGGCUGCCGCAAAGGGCUGUGACCUGGCAACACUGCAGCGCUUGUACGAGGACUGGCGGGGCGAACAAUUGAUGGAGAUGGUUAAAUGGCAGAUCCUCGCAGCCGCUGCCAGCAGCCCCACCCCCGACUGGCAGGACAAGGUGCUUUGGCUGGAGGAGCGGGGAUUCACCAAGCGCUCCUCUGCAUGUGCUGAAGCAGCUGCCUGCUCAGAUGCACUCAGCCGCCUGAGGUGGCUGCGGCAGCAGGGCUAUCCGCUGCUCAGGGAGACUGUAGAGUCAGCGGCAGCUCGGGGCAACAUCGCCGUCCUGGAAUACCUGCGCAGGGAGGAUGAGCAGCUCGUAACCUAUCCAAUAACUGCUAAGGCACGUGCAUCUGCGAACGGCCACCUGGCCACCGUGCAAUGGCUCGACACCUGCCCUGAUAUUGGGUUACAUGCUGCUGCUCGCGGCGGGCACCUUGAGCUCGUUUCCUGGCUGGCGGAGAGGGCAGGAGUGCGCUUGGGAAGGGGCAUGUUCUCCAAUGCAGCCACGUCGGGCAACUUGGAGCUGCUGAGGUGGCUGCGGCAACAUCGCUGCCCUGGCAUCCGAGAUCAAAGCAACCUCAGCUGCGCUGCGGAAGCUGGCAGCGAGGAGAUGAUUGAGUGGCUGGUGGAGCAGGGCUGUCCCUGGGGGGAGGAUGGCAGCGCCUACAGGAAUGCUGCCCGCAAUGGUGACCUUGCCACACUGCGCUGCCUGGGGCGGCUGGGCUGCCCCUGGGGAUCGGAUCAGAUCUUCAACACCGAUUUCUACCUAUUUGGCCCCCUGGAGGUUGUGCGCUUGCUGCUGGAGCUGGGAUGCCCCGUGGACUGGGAGGAGGCAGUAUGCAAGGCAAGCAGGAUCGUGGAUGUGACACACAGGGAGGGACUGCUGGUAUUGCUGCACGAGCAGCAGGCUUUGCAUCAGCAACAGCAACAACAAGAGCGGCAGCAGUUGUAGUGGCCUUUUAGGAGCGAGCGCACAUCCAAUACCACCAACAACCACAGCCAACCGCAGUGGUAGAUGGGCAGGAUAGCUUGCGGCAAUGAUUAUUCCUUCCUAGCUGCGUGCUUCUAGCACUCUUCAGCAUUGGACGGGAGCCAGAUAUGCAAGGUCCAUGCAUUCUGUUGUGGUGGCAGAUGUUGUGGUGGCACACUGCGGCCUCUCGGACUUGUUGCAUGCUUGUGUCCGAUGGAGUUGGGUCGUCUAGAGUAGUGUAGGUCUGCAGGCCACGCUUGGGGGCUGCAGCACCUAGCCCCAAAUCAUCCAGGUCGGGUAUGGUUGGACUGGAUGCCGGGUGCUCUUGGGUCAAGGACCCGGCAUUCAAACAGUGCUUGCCAAGAAUUUGUUCCUGGGCAGGUGCAAAUCUGGCAUCUAUUGAUCUGGGACAGGCUCGCCCGGAGCAUUUUUGCAUGGGCCAGGUGGCAGCAUGCAGCCGGGUAUACGAGCUGCUAGGCUUGGGUUCCUUGCCUGAAGGUUGUAGAAUCUCUCCACAAGAA
This is a messenger RNA of Astrephomene gubernaculifera, 2297 nucleotides long. NCBI's taxonomy places the organism in Eukaryota, Viridiplantae, Chlorophyta, Chlorophyceae, Chlamydomonadales, Astrephomenaceae. The record is from the annotation of a GenBank genome assembly.